AUAGAGAAUCUGUUGUUGAAAUGUGUUUUACAGAGUUUAACAGUGUGACCUUGAUGGGUUGUGCAGUGGUUUAUACUUUAUAUCACAGCACUUUUUUUUAUCGAUAUUUUCAUGCGAUGAUUUUUCGUCGACGUCACUUCUAGAGAAAAUCGUAAUCGGCGUUAAUUGUGAUUCGGCAUAAGUACACAAAACAAUACAAUUGUUCGAGACGGUUUUCCGAGUGCGUGCUCAAAGUAAACAAUCAUGGAUGAGGAAUACGAUUGCAUUGUGUUGGGUACCGGACUGAAAGAAUGCAUUUUAUCUGGUAUGUUGUCCGUUUCUGGUAAGAAAGUAUUGCACGUAGACCGUAAUAAGUAUUAUGGUGGCGAGUCAGCGUCGAUAACGCCGUUGCCAGAGUUGUUCCAGAAAUUCAACGUAAAAGAACCCGAUGAAAAAGAAUAUGGACGUGGACGCGAUUGGAACGUAGACUUGGUGCCCAAAUUUUUAAUGGCCAACGGCCUGCUUGUCAAAUUACUCAUCCAUACAGGUGUGACGCGUUAUCUCGAGUUCAAAUCGGUUGAGGGCAGUUACGUGUACAAAGGUGGUAAAAUCUAUAAAGUGCCAGUUGACCAGAAAGAAGCUCUUUCCUCGGACUUGAUGGGCAUUUUCGAAAAGCGUAGAUUUAGAAAUUUCUUGAUAUUUGUACAAGACUUCCAAGAAAAUGACCCGAAAACAUGGAAGGACGUUGACCCACACCGUAUGUCAGCUUAUCAACUGUACACGAAAUUUGGCUUGGACAAGAAUACUCAAGACUUUACCGGGCACGCUUUAGCUCUCUAUUUAAAUGACGAUUACAUUAAUGAACCAGCGGCUAAAUUAAUUAGCCGUAUAAAGUUGUACAGUGAUUCAUUGGCUCGUUAUGGAAAAAGUCCUUACUUGUAUCCUUUGUAUGGACUUGGAGAAUUGCCUCAAGGUUUUGCUAGACUCAGUGCCAUUUACGGUGGUACAUAUAUGUUGAACACUCCUGUUGAUGAAAUUGUUUUUGAAGGAUCGAGUGUUGUUGGCGUUAAAAGUGGAGGUGUGGUAGCUAAAUGUAAACAAGUAUUCUGUGAUCCAUCAUACGUAAAAGAUCGUACAAAGAAAACUGGGCAAGUGAUUCGAUGUAUUUGCUUGUUAAAUCAUCCAAUACCUAAUACUCGUGAUGCCCUUUCUACACAAAUAAUUAUACCUCAAAAUCAAGUAAAUCGCAAGUCAGAUAUUUACGUUUCGUUGGUUAGCAAUACCCAUCAGGUAUGCUCUCAAGGAUGGUUUACUGCCAUGGUGUCAACAAAAGUAGAAACUAGUAACCCGGAACUAGAAAUAAAGCCCGGUCUAGAUCUGCUGGGUCCUGUCAAACAAAAAUUUGUAUCCAUUUCAGACUUCUAUGAGCCAAUUGAUGAUGGAAAAGAGAGUAAUAUAUUUAUCUCAACAUCGUAUGAUGCUACAUCUCAUUUUGAAACUACUUGCUUGGAUGUUUUGGAUAUUUAUAAACGAGCGACUGGGGAAGAGUUUGAUUUUUCAAAAAUCAAGUUGGAAACUGAUGAUGCUUAAAAAGUAAUAACCUAUAAAACGUUUAUCAAGUAUAAUAUUUUUUUUUGUAUUGUUUUUUAAAGAGACAUUGUUUCAUAUUAGUCAUAUAAAAACGUGAAUAUACUGCUGUCAUUUCGUGCAUUUUUUUAAAAAAUUUUAUUUGGUUGCAGUCUAUACUUAAGAUAAGAAUAUUUUAGGAUUACUUUAUUUAAUUUUAACUAAAUCUCCAUCAUUGAAAACAAUAUAAUAUAUUUCAAAUAAUAUUUAAAAAUAUUGUCAUUUUACCUAAUGAAAAUA
This is a messenger RNA of Adelges cooleyi (spruce gall adelgid), 1845 nucleotides long. It is a transcript of the gene Gdi, whose product is annotated as rab GDP dissociation inhibitor alpha. Gene Ontology annotation, cellular component: cytoplasm. Gene Ontology annotation, biological process: small GTPase-mediated signal transduction; vesicle-mediated transport; protein transport. The record is from RefSeq and is a predicted model, not a curated record. NCBI's taxonomy places the organism in Eukaryota, Metazoa, Arthropoda, Insecta, Hemiptera, Adelgidae. The transcript has 2 exons. Bases 244 to 1569 code for a protein of 441 amino acids. Gene Ontology annotation, molecular function: Rab GDP-dissociation inhibitor activity.